UGGCAGGAGGGACACAUGGUGCCGGUAGGAGAAUCUGGAGCCGUGCAGCUGAGACACCCUGGGGGGAGCAGCAGAGGGGUGUGUGGGAAAUAUCUUGAAAACAUAACGGCAGUUGGUCCCAGGACAGUUGGAAGUCCAGAAAAUGAAAUUCUCACAGUUAACUACCUCUUAGAACAAAUUAAGGCUAUUGAAAUCGAAAGCAGUGUUGCACACAAGAUUUCUAUAGAUAUACAGAGGCCAACAGGUUCCUUCAGCAUUGACUUCUUAGGUGGUUUUACCAGUUACUAUGCAAACAUAACUAAUGUCGUGGUUAAGCUAGAGCCCCGAAGUGGAGCUAAACAUGCUGUGCUAUCCAAUUGUCACUUUGACUCUGUACCAAACACCCCAGGUGCCAGUGAUGAUGCUGUUAGUUGCUCAGUGAUGCUGGAAAUACUGAACCCUCUUUCAAAGUCAUCUGAUCCCUUGCAACAUGCUGUCAUAUUCCUUUUUAACGGUGCCGAAGAAAGCAUUUUGCAGGCGAGUCAUGGCUUCAUUACACAACACCGCUGGGCCAAGUCGAUUAAAGCAUUUAUCAACCUGCUUGUAUUUCAAACAGGGCCAGAAAAUCCUUGGUUGGUACAAGCAUAUGUCUUUGCAGCCAAGCACCCCUUUGCUUCUGUGGUGGCACAGGAAGUGUUUCAGAGUGGAAUUAUUCCUGCAGAAACAGACUUCCGUAUCUACAGGGACUUUGGGAAUAUUCCAGGAAUAGACUUGGCUUUCAUUGAAAAUGGCUACAUUUACCAUACAAAAUAUGACACACCAGACAGAAUCUUAUCCGAUUCAAUUCAGAGAGCAGGUGACAAUAUUUUAGGAAUGCUAAAAUACUUAGCAACAUCAGAUAAGUUGGCCAAAUCGUUUGACUAUCGGCAUGGAAAUGUGGUCUUCUUUGAUGUGUUUGGUCUGUUUGUUCUGGUCUACCCUGCUCGUGUUGGCACAAUCAUGAACUAUAUAAUAACUGCAGUUACUUUCCUUUAUGUAGGAAAAAAAAUAUUACAGCCCAGAAACAGGGCUAUUAACUAUUUGAAGGAGCUCUCCAUUGCAUUUGGCUUCACACUGUUAAGUUGGCUCUCCACAGUAGUAAUUGUCCUUAUUGUGGCAGUGUUCAUCUCUCUCAUUGGGCGGUCUCUUUCUUGGUACAACCACUUCUAUGUCUCUGUUUUCUUGUAUGGAACUGCAGCUGUGGCUAACCUAAUCUUUGUGCACACAUUAGCCAAAAAGUUCUACUAUAAGAAUAAAAAUGAACAGUACCUGGGGGAGAUAUUCUUUGAUGUUGCACUCCUUGCUUGGUCUAUUGUAUUGGUUCUAAUCACUCAGCUAGGCCUUUGCUCAGCAUUCAUCUGUGCAAUAUGGGUAGCAUUUCCUUUACUCACAAAGCUAUCGAUCCAUAGGGAGUUCAAACAAAAAGGUGCCACAAUAAGAUUUAUCAUGAUUUACAUGCUGGGUAUGUUUAUCCCGUACCUGUAUAUAAUGUACCUCACCUGGACAAUAUUUGAAAUAUUCAUUCCCAUCAUGGGUCGAAGUGGCACAGAAAUUCCACCGGAUGUAGUGCUGGCAGCCUUUAUCGUUGGCAGUACUGUAAUUCUGUCAUCUUAUUUUCUUAAUUUUAUCUAUCUUGCCAAAAGUACAAAGAAGACAAUAAUAGCUUUAACUACAGUGUUUGGAGUGACACUAAUUCUUGUUUGUAGUGGAGUGUUCUUCCCAUACAGUUCUGAUUCAGCUAAUCCAAAGCCUAAGCGAAUCUUUCUCCAGCAUGUGAGCAGAAGAUUUCAUGGCCUAAGUGGAAAUUUGGUAAAAAGUGACUCUGGAAUAUGGAUUAAUGGGAUGGACUAUGCUGGAAUAGCUCACAUCACUCCUUAUAUACCUGAACUCAAUGAUACUAUCAGAACUCAUUGCGAGGAGAAGGCUCCUUUCUGUGGCUUUCCUUGGAUUCUUCCUGUGCACUUUUUUCUCAGAAAGAACUGGUAUCUUCCUGCUCCAGAAGUUUCUCCCACAAACCCUGUUCACUUUAAACUUCUGGCCAAAGAGCAGAUGCCAUGGGAUUCUACAAAGUUAACCUUUGAAGUAUCAGGUCCCAGUCACAUGUCACUGUACAUUCGACCACAUGAAGGGUCAACACUCUCCAGCUGGUCUCUUGGAAAUGGAACUCCUGUUGCUAAUACAAGAGGCGAUUAUUUUGUGUGUUACACUCAUGGGCUUCAGGCUGUGGCAUGGCACUUCUGGAUAGAGUUGAAGACUGCAGAAAAGCACUCUGAUGGAAUGGUUUCCCUUGCCAUAGCAGCACAUUAUUUCUUUGGAGAAGAUCAAAAGUCACCUCAGCUGUAUGCCCUAAUGGAGAGAUUUCCAAACUGGACGUUUCCUUCUGGUUGGGUCUGUACCUAUGACCUCUUUGUCUUUUAGUCUCGCAACAAUGCAAAGAGAUCAAAUUAAGUCUCACUGUGAGAGAAGAUUCAACUUUCCUUCAUGAGUUCAUUCUGACAAGGUGCAGAAGUUUGUUUUCACAGUUCAGGGAAAAACAUUUUGGGCACAAGUUUGUUUCUGUGGUAGCUUGACUUCUUAAAGGAUAAGUAGGGUUCCCAUCCUUUUUCUUUGGAAGUGGGCGGUCUUGCUUUGUGGGGCUGGGAGAGAAGUGCCUCCUUAUCUAUGCAGCUCUAAUUCAGCUUUCUCCUACUGAUGAGACAAUUUGACUAGUGCAAAAUUAACAUGAAGACUUGAAUUGGAGGAAGUACCUAUAUAGAGGUACUUAUGUGUGCACUUUGUAAGUGAGGGGUCUUUGUGAAUGAAUUCCUACAAUCUUUUAAAAUCCUCCCCAAGGUUAGUCAUCCUACCUUGUCCUAUUAAAAUAAAAAGGCUUUGUCUAAAAUAUUUUUGAUUACGUAUGUAAAGGAUUAUGUACGUAAAGGACUUUUUCUGAGUAAGUAUUACUGUGAUCUCUGGAUGAUGCUUGUUUUGAAGUAGUCAAUUAGGCUAUGUUAUGUACUUCCAGUUCUUGGAAAAAUUCAAAAUUUCAUGCCAUGGAAUUUGAUGUUAAAUGUGUUACUUAGAUCAUUAACAACUCUCCUUUUCCUGUCCUCUACUGUUCUGUUUUGAAGAUUUUUAUUGGUCACUUCCUUUCUCUGUCCUUUUGUUAACUCUUUACUCCAGUGAUUUUGAGUGGAGGAAAUUUGAUCAAAUCAUAGAGUCUUCUACUUAUUUCCCUGUUAGCAUCUUGCAGCCUGUUUCAAGUAUCAACAUUUAGACUAGACUCAUAUGUGAGAUGUAAGCAUGAGGCAUUGUCUUGUAUGUCAGAGCACUGAGCCCCACACUGGCCUUUUUAGUUAGAAUCUUGUAGCUGCUUAAUUACUAGUUUCUAAAUCAAUGUUGGUAUAAAUUUCUGUAUAUUUUUGAUAAGUACUUUUGUGUAGAUUUUCUUGGUUGUUGAAGGAUAAUUCAUUUCAUUUUACUUCAUUAAUAUUUUGGUUCGAUGUUUAAUUUUUUUUAAAAAGUGCUUUUUCCUUAAGGAUUUGUGUAACUAUCGUGAAAAGAGAUUUUUUUAAAGCACAUGUAGCAUCUGGUAUUUGUAGAAAACUAUUCUUAACUUAAUCUUACAGGGUUAAAUUUUCAAAAGCAUGUAAGUGAUUUAGGAAUACAGCUCCAAUUUUGAAACCAACAGGACUUGUGCUCCUAAGUGAGCUAUGUGAUUUUUGAAAACUCCACCCCUAUAGAAAAGUGCAGCCAGCCCCCAAAAAAACAAAAAAAACCCAAGCCCUUCGAUUUUAUUUUUCUAAACUGUGUGUAGGUUGGGAAAGUAGGAAAAUUGUUAUUGUUGGGGAGCUUUUUCCAAAUUAAUUCCAGCAGUUUGUGCUGAUCAUUCUGUAACACAUGGUGUAAACUUGGUGCUUUGUUCACCUCAUUAAAAAUUGCCAAAUUAUAUGCACCAGUUCUUCUUGUGUAGGCACUAGUUAAAGCAACAAGCUGCAAGGUUGGGGAUAGCUACACAGUGAGAAAUUAGAGCCUGAGAUGACAUUCCUCAUGACCUCACUUGGCCCUGAGGGAUAGUAGCUCUCAUGAUCAGGUCUAUUGGCUUUCUAAUUUAACCAUUCAGUUAUUAGAAUCCGAAUGGAACAAUUCAGUAUAUUAUGAGGAAACAUUUAUAGGGUGUUCCAUGACUGAGAUUCUCAUAGACCAAUUAAAGUAUAUAGUUGUUUUGGAUUGUAUAUUGCACAACUUAAACAAAAUCAACAGACUAUCACCAUUAGUUCAGCAGCACCUAGUCUUUCAUGUAUAGUGCUUAUCCCUAUAAAGAGGGGGGAACGAUUAGCAAUCCUAAUACUUUUACAAAAGUAACUGAGUAACUUCAAAAUAGAUUUCUUAAAUGUAUAAUAAGUCUCAGUAAAUGCAGUGUUUUGUACUGCACAUUCACCAGAGUUAAGCUUGAUUAAGGCUGUACCGGAGGCAUUCACUGUGUCUUCUCCAAAAUGGAUAAUUUUUGUGCCUCUGCCUUGUAAACUUAAAAAAAAUGCCAAGAGUCUGUGGAAAGGGGAAAAUAUCCACAUGCAGUAUAUUGGUAACUUUUGGAACUUCAGUGCAGCAAUAAUUAUAUUUUGUUUCUGCAAGAAAAAGUAAAAUGACAUUGCUAACUCAGGAUCACCCUUUAUUAAAUUGUCGGGGAUGUCUGAUUAUUGUGAAUUUCUGCCUUACUGAAAAUUAAACUUGACUGUUUGUUUAACAUGCA
This is a messenger RNA of Pelodiscus sinensis (Chinese soft-shelled turtle), 4750 nucleotides long. The record is from RefSeq and is a predicted model, not a curated record. Lineage: Eukaryota; Metazoa; Chordata; Testudines; Trionychidae.